Protopolystoma xenopodis is the source of this 522-nucleotide messenger RNA. NCBI's taxonomy places the organism in Eukaryota, Metazoa, Platyhelminthes, Monogenea, Polystomatidea, Polystomatidae. The record is from the annotation of a GenBank genome assembly.
AUGCAAAAAGUGGAAGCAUCGAUACCCUUGGUCUCGAUGAACCAGAUGCUUUAUUCAAAAAAAAGUCUGCAUAUCUCUUCCGCUCUUCGAUUUACCAGCAUGCUUAUCUUCUUUCUGCACUCAAUCAGCCCUGAGAUUUCCUCCUUUCAAGUGAAAUCUUCCAGCAAUCUUGGCAUACCUCGAGCAUCAGAAGAACAGGUAUCGGGUGGCCCAGCCCAACUAAUAUACCGCAUUGAGGAGGAGGUUCCAAGGGACACGGUUGUCGGACAUCUGGCCGAAGAUAUUCUGCAAGAAAUCUACGGUAUGGUUGCUCAAACUCCAGGCAUGGUAGGACCUGGCAGAGAAUCUUCGUUGGUAAGCCUAAUGGGCUUGUCGAUAGCCAAUCGUCGGGAGCGUGGUACUCACCACUUUCAGAUUCAAAAUCUAUUCAAGAAUGAGAUUGCUGUCCGUAUGCGAGUGAUGCUCCAUUAUUUUGUUAUUCAUCAGGCUUCUAUUUGUGGUAUUUCAGAAGUGAGACAUUAA